Lytechinus pictus (painted urchin) is the source of this 10087-nucleotide messenger RNA. RefSeq names its product enhancer of filamentation 1-like. Bases 24 to 2153 code for a protein of 709 amino acids. Gene Ontology annotation, biological process: cell surface receptor protein tyrosine kinase signaling pathway; cell migration. The transcript has a single exon. Lineage: Eukaryota; Metazoa; Echinodermata; Echinoidea; Temnopleuroida; Toxopneustidae. The record is from RefSeq and is a predicted model, not a curated record. Gene Ontology annotation, cellular component: plasma membrane; cytoplasm.
UUUCAAGCUCGUCAGGUGGAUACAUGUCUUUGCAAGCAAACACAGGUCUUUCAUCCACAGAGGACUAUGACAUCCCACCUGCCCGUAAACAAGCUCCCAAUGCCAGCUCCCUGGCAUCGCCCCAGCAGAAACAAGGGUUGCAUGUAUCACCCACGCACCAUGGACGGACGACGCCACCAGGACAUGAACUCUACGACACACCUCCAAGCGUGCAGAGAAUCUCCCCAAAUGAAACCUACGAUGUGCCACCAAGGGCUUUUGGAAGCGGUGAAUCGUUGAACUCAAAGAGCGGACAGAGCUCUCCAAAGCAGGAGAAUAUCGGUGAGAUUUAUGACACUCCCCCUUGCAAGCGAGAUGUGCCUGGUCAGAACACUUCAACUCAGGAUGUGUACGAUAUCCCACCAUCUUCCCAAAAGAUGAAGGAUGAAAAGUUUCCAUCAAUGAGCACUCUUGACUCUGUUGAUACCUAUGACAUACCGCCAUCGCAACAAGGUGAUAAUGACGUAUAUGAUGUGAUUCCUCCGCUUAAAGGUGGCCCUUCCCCUGUAGAACUAUACGAUACCCUACCACAAAGAACUCCUACACCACAGCGGGUGUAUGAAACACAACUGCAAAAGGACACUAGUGAUUUGUAUGAUGUGCCUCCAAAUAAGCAGGUUCAACCUGAUGAAUUAUAUGAUACACCUGCAAGACAUGGACAUGAACUCUAUGAUCAACCUCCUGUUGCACGUGGUCUAAGACCACAACCAGGUAGCACACAGAGGCGCAUCUCUGAUCACGUUUAUGACAUUCCUCCAACAGUAACACAGGACAGGCCAGUAGUAGGGCCUGUCACGCUUUCACAGCACCAUCGCUCUGCAGACGACAUUACAGAUGGAGUCGCUAAACUGUCUCUCCCGCAAUUAUCAAAAUCAGCGGACUGCAUAGAUGAAACUCUAGGGAGGAGGUUAAAUCUUGACCGUGAUGCCGCCAUGGACCUUCUUAUUAAGCGGCAACAAGCUCUUGACUCUGCAGUAGCAUACAUGCUCAGUUAUGUCAGUAGUACCUGGAGGCAUCAGAACUAUCUUGAACCUCAUAUUCAUGAAAUCAGAGCAGCAUGCAAUCAGCUCAAAUUAAUAUUUAAAGAGUUCAUGGAAUUCUGUGAUGGUGUCCUGGUGAAUGCUCUUUAUGUUUCUGAUCAGAACCUCCAUGAAAAACUUAGCAAGCAGUAUAAGCCUAUUCAGGAUGAGCACCAAGUCUUGACUAAAGCGUCAGCAAUGCUGGAUGAACUCAAUUGGGAUGUGAACACACUUAUGUACAAACCUGGUUCAAGUCCAAGUAAUGAACUGGACACUUUUGCCGUCACAGCCAGGGGGCUUCCAGAUGAUGUUAAGAGGUUUGUGGUAUUUGUCCAGGGUAACUCAUCACUGCUCUUCAAAAGAGCAGGAAUCAUCCAGAACAGACCCUUGCCAACACCGCCUCCAAACUCUGCAGGAAUGUCCAGCAACUGGAUGGCUGCAGAAAAGGAGACCCUUGUGACUACAGCACCCAUCCAAGCCACCAGGGAAACUAUCCGCAACAGGCCUCUACCGCUAGUGCCGAGUGCCACUGUUGCUCCUCAACAGCAGAUCCAUGCCCAAACUAAUGGAAACCACAUCAUGCCUGAAAAUGGUAAGAUGCCAGAUUAUGGCUAUGUCCAGAAACCCCAGUCGAUCAACAACAGGCAGAUAAUUAUCACAACAGAUCAACCUCCAGUGUCACCACCGCUCUCUCCAGGAGAUCAGCAGCUCCUGACCUUCUACUACACCGAGGUGGAGACUCUCUUCACUGCCUUGCAUAAUGCCAUUGAUCUUUUCUUCUCCUGCAUCGAUGGCAAUCAGCCGCCAAAGGUGUUUGUUGCUCACAGCAAGCACAUCAUCCUCUUGGGUCAUAAGCUGGUGUUCGUUGGCGACACACUCCACCACAACUUGCACAACCUUGAGGUGAAGAAUCGCAUCAUCCACCACAGUGACUCCCUCUGUGACUGCCUCAAUGUCAGUGUCAAUGCCACCAAGAAUGCAGCUCUCCAGUUCCCUGCAGUACAACCUCUGCAGGAAAUGGUUGACAGGAUCACGGACGUUGCAUCCGCCAGCAGAGACCUCAAGGAAAUCAUUUUGUUCAACACUCCUGCAUGAUGACAGUAGGAUUCUCAAAGAUAAAUGGUGAAAUUCUCUUUUAGCUACAGAUGCAGUUCUGUCUCAACAAAGUGUGUGGAUAACAAUGAUAGAACAAAAAGGUCUGUGUGAAAUGUGUGAAAUAAGCAUACUAAUGCUUUCAUCUUUCACUCAUCAGGUUUGUAGAAAAAACAAAUCUUUUCAAUGGCUGUAUGAUAAAAAAUCAAUUGCAUUAUACAGAUGCAUAUACAUGAAGGUUUAUUUGCUGCAGCGACACAACACGACAUUUGUAAGGUUUGUCUUGUUUAUGAAUGUUUGUGUAUGAUUAAAUCAGUUCGUCUACAGUAAUACAUGAACUAAAUUAGCAGUCGGUAUAAUCAGUCAUUGUAUAAUACAGGGCCUGCAUCCAAUAUCUUUCAAUGGUGAAAGUUGGAAUUUCAGUGGAAGUUGAAAAGACAAAAUGAUAUCAAUGUUCUUCAUUGGAAGACAUUUUUCAUCAGUUCCUCCUAAGCCCAUGGUUAUAGUUGCAUUCAUAACAGAUGUAAGUUAGGUCGGCUCUGAUUACAACAUUUUGUAAUCAUUUUCACGUGUCUGUGAAAGCCAAACUUAAAAGACAAACUCACAAAACCAACAUUAAUUUUUGUGUAAAAUGGUAGGUUAACAGUAGAUCAAUAUAUCAUGUAGAUAUGCUUGAUGCUAAUGAACAAGCAGGUGUUUGAUUUGAAGUCCAAAAGGUAUCACUAUGAUGAAAGACUACUGUAAUUUGUGAUAUUCUCUUUUUAAUGCAUGUUUUAUGUGACAAACUGAAUUACAAGCUUGGUAAUGUCUGUCGAUUCUCUACCCAUAGCACAAAUUGAUAUUCAAUCACAUAUGGUAAUUAUAGUAAUUUUGAAUUUGUUGUCAUCAAGUUCAUGUUAAUACUUUACAUAAUGUAGUAGUUUUUCAAUACAUGAGUAUUAUAUCUCUUUUUAAAAUCUAAAAUGUAUCUAUAGACAAUAACAAUAAGCUGUGCUGGUCACAAUUUUGCUAUUUCUCUAUUAUGAUAAUACACUAAUAUUCCUUAUUUUUAAAUGAAUGUGUAAUUGGAAUGUUUUUCACUAUUGCAUUGAUUUUGGUGCUGCUUGUCAAUUUCUUUAGUUUGAUUUCUUACAUAACAGGUUGUAAAUUAUUGCAAACAAUUGACAUGGUAUUUUGUACAAAGUAUGCAAACCUCAUCAUAUUGCAAAAUAUCAAAGUAUAUUUUGUGUGUUUGAUUAUAUCAGAAUUUAUCUCAGAUUGAGAAAUAUUAAUAGAGGCAAGAGUAUGGAUUAGUUAUCUUGUAGGUACUGUGUAAAUUAAUAUUAUAAUAAUAGUAAUAAUAAUAAUAAAUACAUGUGUUGAUAGAGUAGAUAAUAUCAGAAGUCUCUUUUACAGUGCUCUGUAAUAAUGCAGCCUACAUGUAAUUACUCUGGCUAUAGCACAGCAGCUUUUGGUGGCUUUACAAUCACAUACCUUCUAGUCUCCCAUUCACCUGGGUUGAGUGCAGCACAAAAUGGAUAAAUUUCUUGCUGAAGAAAAUAAAUUGUGGCUCCCUCUUGUAUGAUUUGCACCCAAGGCCCUUGUAAACUGCUGAAAAUAAUAAUGUGCUUUACAAUGUUCCUAAGCACUACAUACUCUUCUCCUUCAGCAUGGCUACCCUGAUUGGCCACUCGAGCAUUCAAGGAAAUUUGACCUACCAGGUACCCAUUUACUUCUCCUGGGUAAAGAGUGGUAACUUCUCAUUUGAAAUUUGACCUAAGAUCAUUGAGAAUGCACACUCCAGGCUCUCUGCUAAAUUAGCCUGCAUUUGUAAUGUACCAUGAACAAAUAUUCCACACCAACACCUAAGUGCACAUUCACAUGCAUAUUGUUUCAGGUAACCCACUAAAAAAGAGUUGAUCUAUACUAAUAGAUAAAUAUAUCUAUCGUCUGUCUAUCUAUAUUAUUUUCAUCUCUUUGUGAAGGAGACAAUGAGUGUGAAUUUUUAUACUUGAAGUUCGGUGUGAAAAGGCUAUUGCUCGAUAGCUUAAUGGAGAAAGGGUAGCCCAAAGUUUGUGUUGAAUGCCAGGUAAACUUGCCUGCUGGGCUGGCCACAUAGUGGUUUGUACGAAUUGGAUAAUGUCCCAAAUAAUACACUUGUGUCGUUAUUAAAACAAAUCUUGUGAUUGCACCAACCCAGAUAUUCAAAUCCUAAAUGAUGUGAUGAUUUUUAAAAUUGGGUUGAUAUGUAAAGAUGGGCUUAAUGAGGUGACAUGCUAUUUCAAGGAUGGCAAAUGACUUAAAUUGUCUUAUGAUUAUUCCAGCUCAUAUAUAAUGAUCAUAUCUCGGGAAUGUUUGCUUUGUUGUACUCGUCUGUAAAUAGUGCAGUAGUCCAGGAUAGGCCCCAUAGACAAGGGGUCGAACCUUGUUUUUUUAGAUAUACAAUGUUUUUUGAUGGUUUCUUGUCAAUUCGAGGGUGCUGAUUCCGAAUCUGAAUGAUGCCACUCUUGUAACCUUGAGCAUUUCCCGCAAAUUGGCAAAAUCCAAUAUGGCCGCCAAAAUAUGCAAAUUACCCAUGAAAAUCAUAAAAUUGCCAACACAACAGCUAUAAAAUGCAUGUAGUUGUUGUGCAGAAGUGAAAUACCAAUUGGAAAAGCGAUAUUGACAAAAUAUUUAUUUUAUUGAUAUUCAAAAUGGCCGCCAUAACCCCCUGUAUACUUUAUUAUGUAGAAUAUGAAUGGGGAAAAUAUUUUUUCAAUCAAGAGCACUAUUAUUGCAUGUGAUUGUGACCUGCGAGUGUACUACUGUAUGAAAACAUGACUAUUAACAAAACUAUGUCAUUUGUAUACUAUCUAAUGUGAUAAAUGCUGUAUUAUGAUAUUCAAAAUGGCUGUCAUAGACCCCUUAUACUGUGUACAAUAUAUAAAAGGGGACAAAUAAUUUUCACAACCUUUGAAUUUGUUUGACUUUAAAAUGCCAAUAACUGCGAAAUAUUGGUGUAACACUGUCUGACAACAAGGAUUUCUAACGAAACAUAUCAUUUCCCUUGCAAUUUCGGUAAUUAUGCUGCAUGUUGACAUUCAAAAUGGCUGCCAUAGGCCCUAUCUGUAUUAUGUACAAAGCGAAUGAAGAAACUAAUUUUCACAAGAGUAAAAAAAAUAAAAUGAAUGUAAUUGUAAUCUAUACGAGUGAAAUAUUGUCUAAACACAUGAUUUCUGGCGAAACAUAUCAUUUCAUUUUUCAUGCAUGAGAUAAAUGCUGUAUUGUAAAAUUCAAAAUGGCCCCUAUGGGCCCUUACAGUAUUAUCUACAAUGUAAAUGGGGACAAAUACUUUUGAAAGAAUUAGGAUUUGCCCGACUAUGAAAUCCAUAUAAUUCUGUUGUAUAAGGAAAAUAUUGUUUGAAAACGUGAUUUUUUUAAUGAAAUAUAACAUUUCCUCUCCCAUAGGUGAUAAAUACUGUAUUUUGACUUUCAAAACAGCCGCACAAGCCCCUACAAAUUCUGUAACAUGCGUAUAGGGAAAACUAAUCAUCACCAGAAUGAGAACCAAAAACGCACGUAACUAUGUGAUGUAUGGGUAAAAUUUGGUCUUGAACAUGAUUUCUGACUAAAUACAUCACAUAAUGGUUGAGAAGGUAUUAAAGGCCUUACUUUGAAAUUCAAAAUUGCUGCCAUAGCCCAAAGUAGUAUGUACAUUGUAACUGGGGACAGAUAGUUUUGACAAAAUUUUUACUAUGAAAAUGGCUUAAUUUUGAUGUAAGUGUUAAGUAUUGUCUAAACCCAAUGAUUUCUAACGAAAUAUAUCAUAGCUUGUGUCAUAAAGGUGAUGAAUGCAGCCUUUUAAAAAUGAAAAAUGGCCGCCAUAGUCCCUUAUCUUAAUAUGUAAAAUUUGAAUGGGGAAAGAUAAUUUCCACAAAGAAACAUAUUGCAGCCAUUUUGAAAUUUAAAUAUAGCAUUUAUCACCUAAAUAACAUAAGAAAUGAUCUAUUUGGUUACAAAAUCAUAUUUUCAGACGAUAUUUCACUCAUACAUGCAACACCAUUUAGUCAAGCAAAGCCAAAUUCUGUUAAAAUUAUAUGUUCCCAUUCACAAAGUACAUAAUAGGCCUACCGUUAGGGCCUGUAGCGGCCAUUUUGACUUUCAAAAUACAUUAUUUAUCACCUACCUGGCAGAAUGAAUGAUAUAUCUUGUUAGGAAUUAUGUUUUCAGACAAUAUUUUACUCUUAAAUCACAAUUAUAUGCAUGUUAUGGUGCUGACUCAUGUGAAAAUUGGUUUCCCAGAUCGAUUGUACAUAAUACAGUCAAUGUCUUUUGGCGGCCAUUUUGAAAGUCAAAAUACAAUAUUUAAUACAAAUAUGAAACCCGAAUAAUAUAUUUCGUUGCAAAUUAUAUUUGAAGACAGUAUUCCACUAAUUUACCACAAAAAAAAAACGUUUUAGUGCUCACCCUGUGAUUGUUUUUGUCCUCUCUCACAUCGUAGAUCAUAAUUUUAGGGCCUUUGGCGGUCAUAUUAAAUAUCAAAAUACAAGGUUUAUCACAUACAUGGCAUGUUAAAUAAUAAAUUUCGUUAACAAUAAUGUUUUUAGUCAGUAUUCCACUCGUUUAUCUCAACAAAAUGCAUUUUAGUGCUCACUCUUGUGAUUUUUGUGUGUCACCAUUCACAUUGUACAUAAUAGUGUUAGGGCUUUUGAAGGCCAUUUUGAAUAUAAAAAUACAGGAUUUAUCACAUAACUGACAUAACAAAUGAUAUACAUCGUUAGCAAUCAUGUUUACAGACAUUGCUUCACUCAUAGAUCAUAAUUACUUGCAUUUCAGUGCUCAGUUUUGUAAAAAUUGAUUUUCCCCAUUCAUAUUGUACAGGGGUCUAUGAUGGCGGCCAUUUUGAUAUCAAGAAAAUAAAUAUUUUGACAAAAAUAUUUUUUUCAGAUAUUAUUUCACUCCGGCAGCACAAUUGCAUGUACUUUAAAGCCAAUGUGUGGACAAUUUUAUGAUUUUCAUGGGUAAUUUGAAUAUUUUGGCGGCCAUAUUGGAUUUUGCCAAUUUGCAGAAAAUGCUCAAGGUUACACGAGUGGCAUCAUUCAGAUUCGGAAUCAGCACCCUCGAAUUGACAAGAAACCAUAAAAAAACAUUGUAUAUAUAAAAAAACAAGGUUCGACCCCUUCUAUCCUGGACUACAGCCAAUGCGUAUUGGAAGAUAACAAUUAAUUUAGAAUUGCUUAAUAUACAAGGAGAGUUUUCCUCUUUCUCAUUUUGUGAAGAAAGUUUAAAUAUGGAAUUCAUUUCAAGCAGCAUUGUGCUGUACAGAGCAAUCUUUUAACUGAAUGUGGAUUUUUUGAAUAAGUUUUUGUUUGCGACCAAAAGUUGGCAUUUUCGCUUUUGCAUUCCAGAGGUUUUAAAAAGAGCUGUACAUUUUCCAGUGGAUUUGGGAUUACAUCAUCAGUCAGGGCUUUAAGUAUGUUGCUGCAAAUGAUCAUAUUCCAAAAUGAAAAAAAAAAUAUCUGUCAGGAAUUAUAGAAAUAUGCUUCAAACAUCUUUUACAGUGUGCUUUGUUAGCAAAUCUGGUAGGGUGUUUCACAAAGCCGUUCACACAUGACUGGAACAGUAUCAUUUAGCACAAGAAAGGAUCACCAGUCAUGAGUAUGGUUUCAUAAGUUAUGAACAACUUUUUGAAACACCCAACAGAAUUUGAUAGGCUGAACUAUGGUAAUAGCAGUGUUCAUACCAUUUUCUCGUCUGUUAUAGCUGACUUGAACAUGGAGGAAUGGUAGAGAAAUGGCAGCAGAAUUUUCUUGUCAAAUAUGCAAGAUUAUUAUUAUUCACUGUUCAAAGCAUUAAAUAAUUUCUAUUUAAUUUCUAAGGGCUUAAAGUAAUGCCCAGACUGUAGUUAUUUUCAUAGUAUCAUUUGAUAUUUUCUUCACAAUGUGUUAAACCAUAUAAACAGCUGAAAUUUUGAACAAUAUAGUGAUAAAAAUGGACGCUGUAUGCAUCAAAUAAUUUUUUUAAAUAUGUGCUGUCCUUUCUAUACUUGCCACUGUAAAUACAAUAUCAUUUACUGGACUGUAGUGGUAAUUACUUUGGAAGUUUUUUUUCCAGAGCAUCUUGAUGACAUUUGCAGUUGAAAAUAUAACUAAAAAGUUAGUUUCCUGAGAUGAAAUAUAAAACCAAAUCUAUUGUUUAAGGACGUUCCACAGUUAUGUUUGUGCGCAUUAUGAUCUGCGCAUAGUUUACACUCUGCGCGCUGACGUCACAAUGGAUGAACAGGUGAUUAAUUAGCUGCGGGUAUGUGCUGAUUUUUCUCAUCUUCUGCACUUUAACUGCAGAUCUGAUGCGUUAUUUCAUGAAGAUAAAAAAUGGAAUUAUUCCAUGGACCAUUAAAAAAAAGAUUCUCUACAAUUUCAAAAUACUUUACUCUGCAGUGCUGCCAAGAAUUACGAAUAUUACCCCGAGUUUGAAUAAAUGGUAGAGUGGUUUUGAUUUUUUCUUCACAUAGAUACAAAGCAUUCGGCGCAUUUUUGGUGUUUUAAAAAGCACAUUUGCUCUAAUAAAAAUACUGAUAGUUUAAAAACAAGCACAUGAACCCCUAUUUUUUAAUGUUUGUUCCUCUUAGGUAUACCUUCCUCUACAACUCUACAAAUUUUGGUGAAAAUUACAUGGAUUUUGAAUAAAGUGCAGCAUUUAUUGUACUUUUGUAGUUUGUUACUGAAAUUUCACAUUUUUUAGAUUGGGAUUUUGUUAUCUUUUACGUCAUUUUUAAGAACUGACAGUGCUGUUAAACUUAAAAUUGCAAACAAAUAGCACUAUAAAUAUAUUCUCCAUUCUAACGAUACAAUUAUUAACUCUCUUGCAAAAUUUGAUGACUUUUUCAUGUAUUUUGACUGAGUAAUAUAGGUUUAAACUCAUUGUAGUAAUCUUGGGCGGUCUAAAAAUGCCAAAUUCUUUUGAAUGCGCAAUUCUUAAGAACAUCAAUUUGGGUGAACUUUGAAGUUCUAUAGCAAAAAAUCAAGCACAUGGACAUAUGUUAAUUUUUGCAUAUUUCGAAUAUUAAGGUUCUAAAGUAUCUAUGUGCAAAGUUUGGUGAAAAUUACAUGGAUUUCACUUUAACUGUGGAACGUCCUUAAAAAAAGAAACUAAUUCAUUAAACUGCCCUUUUUAAAUCCAGAAUUAGUUUUCAUCCAUUAGCCUUUUGGAAACAAUGUGAGGUAGAUAUAAAUGACAGUUUCGUGGCUUGUUCUGCAUUCUUUUCCCCUAACUUUGGUCCUCAAUUCCUCAACUAUAUUUGUUUCAACUUGUUGCAUGGUUUCUAAAAUACUAAAUGAGUUAGACUCAGAUAAGAAACCUCCUUAUAGAAAACAUGUUUAAUGACUCUUAUAUGAUGUAUGAAACAAAGAAUUUGGAUUACAUCCUAUGUGGUUAAGAAAGUGUUUAUUCAGCUAAAUAUGUGAUUAGCUAAAAUGAUGAUGCUCUCUCUUGAGGAAAGAUUCAUUGAAGUCCUUUAUUUUCAUUGACUGGUGGAUUUUAUGUUGCCAUGAUUUAUAACAAUUAUAUUCUAUACAUGUAUAUUGAUGUUGCUUUUUGCUAUAAAACUUAUUUAUUUGCCUUUCUUUUCAAGAGCUUUUUUAAAUCAAGGACUUUGAAUUUGAAAGGCACAAAGUUUAUUAAUGUGUACAUAUUACUGUGUAUGUGCUUUCCCCCAUAUAAAGAUAGUGUAUUCAUUCUAUUCGAGAUUCAUCAAAUAACAACGCUAGUUUGUUAGCUGAAGAUUGUGUCUUUGAAAUAUAUUUGUCUUUUACAAUCUUGGAGUGAUUGAAAUGAAUUCUACUUAAGGAAAGUUUAUCAUCAUGUACUUAAAAAGAUGAGAAUUAAGAAGGAUAUUAUAUGAGAGGAUGUUUUUGUGAAUGUGUUUGUAGAUAUGAACCAUGUAUGAGUUUACAUCAAUAAACAGAUAUUAUUCAUGACAA